Molecule: messenger RNA, 774 nt
Organism: Letharia lupina
Lineage: Eukaryota; Fungi; Ascomycota; Lecanoromycetes; Lecanorales; Parmeliaceae
Exons: 2
Coding region: 1-774 (257 amino acids)
Source: RefSeq, a predicted model, not a curated record
AUGUCGCUGAGGCCCCAUCUUCUGUCUGCUGUCUUGAUAGUGCUACUCUCUACGUCUGCUGCACUUAGUCUACCCUCGCCUCUGAAUAUUAAUCCUCCAUCGGGCCCCAUCGAUACCACCAACUCUUCCCGACAAGCACCACCGAGUUUCCCAAAUCUGACAUUCUCACCGUGGCCCCCGCGACCCUAUCAAAUCCCACUGUACCCACGCUCUGGCUUCUUCGAGCUCCUCAUCACCCGCGUGACCGAAUACCACGGAACGCGUUCAGUCACCGCGCCGGCGCUCCAAGGCUUCCUCCAAGAAUUCCGCGACAACCUGGAACGAGAGUAUCCCGUCCCGGGCAUCAUGCCACGUCGGGCACAGCAAGAGACCUUCGACCUGGAAACCUACACGGUGUGGACCGUCACGCUCAACGAAGGGUUUUUGGGCAGCAGUUUGCCUAUGGAAGUCGCGGCGCUUGCGUUGGAUGAGAUAGGGAGGCUGCUGGGGAGCCAUGGUCCGGCGAGCCUGUACUUCAGCAUAAGACUGAAGGGUUCCGGUCUGUUUGCUGUGAUGGAAAAGGACAGUGGCCCGGUAGAAAGUGCCCUCGCCAUGUACGUAGCACGUGGAAUGCGAGUAUCAACUUCGCAAGCCGUGACUCAGGCCGCAUCAGAAGAUCCCUGCGUCAACUUCUCGUCCUGUCCACCCAUCACCCCUGUUGUUGGGACUGAAGGGCCAUCCGAACAACCGCCCUGGACCGCCAUCCACCGUGUCACGAUCAGCUGGGCUCGCUAG